This is a messenger RNA of Owenia fusiformis, 3016 nucleotides long. The record is from the annotation of a GenBank genome assembly. NCBI's taxonomy places the organism in Eukaryota, Metazoa, Annelida, Polychaeta, Sabellida, Oweniidae.
UUCAUCUCGUAUACGAUAAAUCCUUGAUCAGAGUUCUCUUUAGUAUCGUUUGGUGAUGUUAGUGCUUUAUAUGGAUAAGAUAGGAUUCAGUUGUUGUAUGUAGGCAUAAACCAUGUGGAUUAUCUUGUCAGUACUCUUACUUUGGGGAGACACGGCAGAGGGACAACAUAGAAAAGAUAUUUGUAAGGAAGGGUGUUUUGAAGAAGAGAUUGCCUUAAACGACUGUCGAGAUGACUAUUUGAUAAAUAUAACUGAAGUUUCUAAUCUAUAUAAGAAAUGUGAUUCUUGCGAUCAAAACAAUUGCGAUCUAAACAAUCAAUGUUAUAACCUUAAACAGAUAAGUGAUGAUUACCGAAGAUGUAACAGAAAGAAAAGAUGUUUCUUGCAAAUUCACUACGUUCGCAAAGAAACAUGUGCUAUUGAUAAGCGAAAUGAAUACAUCAAUUUCCAAAGAAUUUGCUAUGGAUGCAUUCCACCCGAUAUAAAGACUACAGAAGCACCUGUAACUAACGCAAUAACGUUCACAACAGAAGGAUAUAGAACAUCAACAUCAGAAAAAACACAAGUUACAACUACAGGUUCGCAUCUAAAUACAACCAUUCAAAUAGCAGUUGGUGAUCGUAUCGACAAUGUAGUCAUAAUAGCAACUGUUAUAGCUGCAUGCAUAGUGGGAAUCGUAGCUGUGACAACCAUUAUUUGUGUUGUUCUAUAUGUAAGAAGAAGAGCUCUCAAAAGGAACAUCGGUAUGAAUGUAUACAAGGAGUGUGGUAAGGACGAUUCUUACGUUCAUCUUUCCGACAACGCAACACAACUCGAACAUGAAUCCUCUUCGCAAAAAAACUCGAAUGGCAUCAACUUUUGCGUCAGCGAGAAUACAAAUCAUGACGAGACAACUGGACCACAGGAGCACAACAUUGAUUCAGUUCUAUGUGUGCAUCCAAAGGGACUGGUAUCAGCAUAUGAAGAAGUUGAUCUUGACAUGAAUACCCAGCAAAACGAACCAGUCCGAUCAAAUACCAAAGACGAUAUGACUUCGGCUUUAGCAUAUGAAGAUGUUGAUAUUGAUCAACAAGAUACAUCAGGCCAGAGUGGUGAAUCCUUGAACAAGCCACCACAUAGCAACAGUUCUGAUAUUAUAGCCAUGGACAAAUCAAAAGCUGGAUAUGAAGAGGUUGACAUAGACAACAAUAAUCCAAAUAUCUCCAUUGAUCAGCUUUACUCUAAGCCAUUUAAAAAACAACACCAGGAUUCGAGUGAAAUUGCGGCAUUGUACGCAAAACCAAACAAAGGUCCACGUGCUUUAACAAAAGACCCAAACAGUGCAAUACAAGAUACCAACAAGCGUGUUGCUUUAAACGAUGGAAAAACACCACUGUUGCAACAUAACGAAGCAGAUCAGACGAAUCAUUCCCAGGAAUAUUACUCAUGUCCAAUAGAUGUUGAUCCCACAUAUGUAGAUGAUAAUGGAGACGAUUAUGACGCGUUGGCCCUGGGCCAAUACCAGUGUGAGGUGGGGAGUGAAUAUAAUGGCAAAUGCUACCACUUUGAUGCAACGUUAUCCACAUGGUCAGAUGCUGAAGUUUCAUGCAACGGAUUCACAGGUGGUCGUUUAGCAGCAGUUCAUUCUCAAGGAAUAUUUGACUUUGUUAAAGACACGAUAAGCGGAACUGCAAACGCAACAUGGGAGAAUGCAAGAAUUGCUUGUGCUAGUCAAGGUGCCCAUUUGGCUACUAUAACAUCAGAUGGCGAAAAUACCAAUGUGGCAUCAUGGCAGUCGUCUUGGCAUUGGUACGGCUUAAAGCGGGGCUUGUAUUUCUGGAAUGGUAGGGCAUCUUUCGCAGACUGGCUGAAAUGGAAAACUGUCCCGUCGUCAAACUUAUUAAUGUCUCAAAGUUGUGUGCUUGCUGAUGUAUCAAAUCUAGGUCUUUGGAAAACUGGUUCAUGUAGCAACACACAUGGGUUCCUUUGUGAAUCUCAAUUGGUUGACAUCGAUGAAUGUGCACAAGGAUCGCAUAAUUGCCACCAAGAUGCAAUUUGCGCAAAUACAGACGGAAGUUUUGACUGUAAUUGCAAUCCAGGAUACUCCGGGGAUGGUGUAACUUGUACAGAUGGCGAUGAAUGUAUCUUGAACACUCAUAACUGCGACAUUAACGCUGUUUGCAGUAAUCUUCCAGGAUCAUUUUCGUGUAAUUGCAAUCCAGGAUACUCCGGAGAUGGUGUAACUUGUACUGAUGACAAUGAAUGUAUCUUGAACACUCAUAACUGCGACAUUAACGCUGUUUGCAGUAAUCUUCCAGGAUCAUUUUCGUGUAAUUGCAAUCCAGGAUACUCCGGAGAUGGUGUAACUUGUACUGAUGACAAUGAAUGUAUCUUGAACACUCAUAACUGCGACAUUAACGCUGUUUGUAGUAACAUCCCAGGAUCAUUCUCGUGUAAUUGCAUACCAGGAUACUCUGGCGACGGUGUAUCUUGCACAGAUGACGAUGAAUGUACUCUGAACACACAUAACUGCGACAUAAACGCUGUUUGUAGCAACAUCCCGGCAUCAUUUUCGUGCACUUGUAAUUUUGGCUACACUGGAGAUGGUGCACAGUGCCAAAUAAUCGACUUUAACCAUAAGCAGGAUCAGGAUUGCCUACGCUACCAAGGUCAAAGGUUGAGGAAUCAUGUCCUUCGUGUGGCAGGAUCAAGGUCAAGGAUUGACUGCGCUCGUCUUUGUAACACGAUUCCCACCUGUGUUGCUUUCAAUUUCAACAAGAAUCGAAACAUUAACAACUGUGAAUUGCUGUCUCAAGAUAUGGAUGAUUCGCCGCCAUCUGAUUGGGUUAUUGAUUCAGAGUGGAAUUAUCACGCUGUUCAGAUGCGUAUUUGGGAAUAGUAAAAAAACACAUACUUGUACACAAAUAAACUAUGAGUAUACUGGCUAUAGGUGGUGGACGGGUGCCUUAAAACCCACACUCACUCUUAUGUAAGGUAAAUGGACAGUGAUCCAUUAAGCUUACACUGUACUAUAAAC